CAGGAGUGGACUGACAACUCAUGGGGCCCCCGGGCAAUAAGGGAUCAUGGGGACCCCGUGUCCUUGCCCAAACUCAAAAAAGCCUAUGAAAAAAAGUACCAGGGGCAUCUCAUGGGGCCCCCUACUGACCCUAGGCCCUCAGGCAUUGCCCGAGUUUCCAAACGGUCAGUCCGCCCCUGGUUUACACACGUUUUCAGGUGCUCCCAUUAAAAUCUUUUGGGGCACAAAACCACAGACUCUGGGUGAUACAUCUGUUUCUGCAUUUUCAAUUUUUCACAAUAGUUAAAGUGGUUGUAAAGGCUCAAGGUUUUUUACCUUCAUGCAUUCUAUGCAUAAAGGUAA
This is a messenger RNA of Staurois parvus, 342 nucleotides long. Lineage: Eukaryota; Metazoa; Chordata; Amphibia; Anura; Ranidae. The record is from the annotation of a GenBank genome assembly.